UGCAUUUCUCUAAACCCUUCUUCAGCCCUCUCCGUACUCCAUAGUCCAGCCAGUUCUCUCUCACUCUCUCUCACACACACACACACACACACUCCCCCACGCCAGAUGCUGAUCCAACGCUCAGUCGUCGCCAAAGCCCUCCAUCUCCGAUACUUCACCCAAUCAGCCGUAGCAACUCUUCUCCAAGCCUUCCAGCAAGAAAUCCCACUCACAUACCUCGAAGGGUUUCCGAAGCCAGACCCCAAAUACGACGAGACCAUCCGUGCAAUCCCACGCGCCGCCUCCGGUUCAAACAUUUCCGCCAAAGAAAGAAAGAAAGGUCGAGUUCCAAGCAUCGUCUUCGAGCAAGAGGACGGCCAGCAUGGUGGGAACAAAAGGCUUAUUUCCGUACAUACCAAUCAGAUCAAGAAGCUUGUUAACCAUUUGGGUCGGUCGUUUUUCUUGUCUAGGCUUUUUUAUCUUGAGGUUCGGCCGGAUUUUGAGUCCGAUGAGCUAAUAGAGAAGGUUCGAGUAUUGCCUAGGAUGCUUCAUCUGCAUGCCGGUACAGAUAGAGUACUUAAUGUUACAUUUAUGAGAGCUCCAUCGAGUGCUUUGUUGAAGGUUGAAAUUCCUCUUGUAUUCAGAGGAGAAGACGUAUCUCCUGGGUUGAAAAAAGGAGCCUAUUUGAACAUUAUUAAGAGGACUGUUAAGUAUCUCUGCCCGGCCGAUGUAGUCCCUCCCUAUAUUGAUGUGGACCUAAGCGAAUUGGAUGUGGGCCAAAAGUUGGUAAUGGGUGACCUCAAGGUUCAUCCCGCUUUAAAGCUUGUUAUGCCCAGUGAAGAACCUGUUUGCAAGAUUGCAGGAGCAAGGGUUUCUGAUCAACGGAAAUCUAAAUGAGCACUUCUGUUCAAUUGUCGGUGAGCCUGUUAACAAGAUCAGCCACUUGGUGUAAGGCUUCGUUGAGUUGAGUUGUUGGGAUAUAAUCUUUUAGGUUAAUGGUUUUGUUCAUUGGAUGGAACUCCUAAAAAUAGGAUUAUGGCUGAUUUUUUUUUAAAGAAAAAGAACAGUUUCUCCUCUUCAUAGUGGAGUGUGGAGGGUGGAGUGUUGUUGAACAACCAUCAUGCUUUCGAUAUCACCAACUUUGUACCUUUUUUUGAUUAUUAGUUACAGUUUUGUUUCCUAUUAAGCAGAAAAAGUGUGAUGUACGACUGGUCUAUGAAUAAAUACUA
Molecule: messenger RNA, 1208 nt
Organism: Ilex paraguariensis (yerba mate)
Lineage: Eukaryota; Viridiplantae; Streptophyta; Magnoliopsida; Aquifoliales; Aquifoliaceae
Source: the annotation of a GenBank genome assembly